AUGCCUAUGUUCUCAACGAUUCAUCUCUUUUCUACAAAAUAUAUCUUUCUGCCGUUUAUUGUCAAGUUUUUGAAUGGAAUCGUUGGAAAGUCGAAUGAGACCCUCGAUCUCAUCAUACCGACUCUUCAAUUUAAAAAGAGAUUUGGCGGGCAGAAAGUCGACAACAAUAAUGAAGAGUUUACCGAGCCAAUCACUUUGCUUAUCGAGAACCCGAUUCGUUUCUGUUUUUUGAUGCUAUUGGAUCCAAAGCUUGGACUGGGAGAGGCAUUUAUGGAUGGACAUUGGAGAGCCGAGCCUGGACCCACCGAAUUCCUCAAAUUGUUGAUCAGAGCAAAGAAAAUCAGAAAUCAAGAAAAAGAUUCAAAACGACGAAAAACUCAGAUGAAAAUCUUGAUUUCUAAAGUCUUUCAACUUCUGCUAAACGUAAAUUUUCGGAAGUUUUGGUCAAUAAUCAACUAUUGUCAGCAUAAAAUUCGAGAGAAUACCCUUCUACAAAGUGCACGAAAUAUAAAAGAUCACUACGAUCUCGGGAAUGAUAUGUUUGAAUUGUUUCUCGAUGAAUCGAUGACAUAUUCGUGUGCGCUUUUCGAGAACGCAGAAAGCCAAAUGGACUACAAUGUUGAUUGUCUUAAAGAGGCUCAAGAAAGAAAGUUAGACAUGUUAAUCGAUCGUUUGAAGCUCUCGGAAAACGAUCACGUUUUGGAGAUCGGCUGUGGCUGGGGAUCGUGUGCGAUUAGGGCUGUUAAAAGAUAUGGCUGUAAGUGGACUGGAUUGACAAUCUCAAAAGAACAACUAGCUUGGGCUCAACGAAAGGUUCAAGAAGCUGGAUUAUCUCAUCUAAUCGAUUUGAAAUAUUUGGAUUACAGAUUAGAGCAAGGUGUUUACUCGAAAGUGAUCUCAAUCGAAAUGAUCGAAGCUGUUGGGGAGAAAUAUUUGCCGGAAUACUUUCAAGUUAUCAACGAUCGAUUGGAAAGUGGAGGGAAAGCGGUGCUACAAGCUAUCAUUUGCCCUGACUCUUACUAUGAUCGUUAUUGUAAAAGCUCGGAUUUCAUUCGGAAGCAUAUUUUCCCAGGAGGCCAUCUCCCUUCUCUGAAUCACAUUCAGCGCUGUUUACCUGAUGGUGUCGAUUUGUGUGAAGAGAUCACUUCGAUUGGGCUUCACUAUGCAAAAACGUUAGAUUAUUGGCUGAAUGCUUGGUGUGAAAAAGAAUCGCAAAUUCUCGAUCUGAACUACUCGGCGACAUUCCACCGGAAAUGGCAAUUCUAUUUUGCUUUGUGUUCUUCCCUUUUCUCAUACAAUCAUAUUAAUGUUAUUCAGUUUUCUCUUCAAAAA
Molecule: messenger RNA, 1332 nt
Organism: Mesorhabditis belari
Lineage: Eukaryota; Metazoa; Nematoda; Chromadorea; Rhabditida; Rhabditidae
Source: the annotation of a GenBank genome assembly